Molecule: messenger RNA, 2658 nt
Organism: Athene cunicularia (burrowing owl)
Lineage: Eukaryota; Metazoa; Chordata; Aves; Strigiformes; Strigidae
Gene: ZBTB46
Product: zinc finger and BTB domain containing 46
Exons: 9
Coding region: 202-2604 (800 amino acids)
Biological process (GO): regulation of transcription by RNA polymerase II
Molecular function (GO): DNA-binding transcription factor activity, RNA polymerase II-specific; protein binding; RNA polymerase II cis-regulatory region sequence-specific DNA binding
Source: RefSeq, a predicted model, not a curated record
CCUUUUGGAGCUUGUUCCCGGAGACCGUUCUCCUCUAUUCAUUAAAUCAUGCACUAUCCAGCUGUGAAACAUUGUGACAUUUAUUUUUGCUAACAGGAAACAUUUUCAGAUAUUGUCCUGUCUUUCUGCUACGAGAGUGCACAGCAGUGCUAUCGGAAGGUCACAGAACAGUGCACUACCUGUGCUGCCCUAGGGCUGUUGAUGUCCUCAGCUGUUGUAGGAGAAACGCUAGACCUGGAACCCAGUUUGUUACUGGACUUGUGGAAGAGGAAACACAAAGAUUUCCAAAUGAAUAACCGAAAGGAAGAUAUGGAGAUUGCUUCCCACUACCGUCAUCUGCUGCGUGAGCUUAACGAGCAGAGACAACACGGCAUCCUCUGUGACGUUUGCAUUAUAGUGGAGGGGAAGAUAUUUAAGGCUCACAAAAACGUUCUGCUUGGGAGUAGUCGCUACUUCAAAACGCUGUACUGCCAGGUGCAGAAAACCUCCGACCAGGCCACAGUCACCCACUUGGACAUUGUAACCGCGCAAGGUUUUAAAGCAAUCAUAGACUUCAUGUACUCUGCACACCUCGCCCUGACCAGCAGGAACGUCAUUGAGGUGAUGUCGGCUGCUAGCUACCUGCAGAUGACAGAUAUUGUACAAGCCUGUCACAAUUUCAUCAAAGCAGCUCUCGACAUAAGCAUAAAGUCGGAUGCCUCAGAUGACCUUGUCGAUUAUGAGCUCGGAGCCCCUUCCAGCAGCAGUACGGAUGCUUUGAUUUCAGCAGUGGUGGCUGGCAGGAGUAUAUCUCCCUGGCUAGCUCGGCGAACAAGUCCAGCAAACUCUUCUGGAGAUUCCGCUAUUGCCAGCUGCCACGAGGGAGGGAGUAGUUACGGAAAAGAGGAUCAAGAACCAAAAACAGACAGCCACGAAGACGUUUCAUCCCAGUCUCUUUGGUCUAGUGACAUGGGCUAUGGGUCUUUACGUAUCAAAGAGGAGCAGGUUUCCCCGUCACAUUAUGGAGGGGGCGAACUACCUUCUGCCAAGGAUAGUGCAAUACAGAACGCGUUCUCUGACCAAGGAGUAGGGGAUGGCUGGCAACCCACUGGGCGCAGGAAGAACAGAAAAAAUAAAGAAACUGUGCGGCAUAUUACGCAGCAGGUGGAGGAUGACAGCAGGGCAAGUUCUCCCAUGCCAUCUUUUUUACCUGCCUCAGGAUGGCCGUACAGCAGUCGAGACCCAAGUGCUGACGUGACGGUAACAGAGCCCAGCAGCUCUGACAGCAGAGUGGAGCGAUCGGACCCCUACGCCAGCGUGGACGAAGCCCUCCUGGGUGGGGAAGGCAGCUACAUCUCACAGCCCCUCACUCCGGAGAAGGAGGAUGCGCUCCAGGCCGCCACCGUCGCCAACCUGCGCGCGGCUCUCAUGAGUAAGAACAGUUUGCUGUCGCUGAAAGCCGACAUGCUGGGAGAGGAUAGUUCUCUGCUGUUUGAGUACUUACCCAAAGGCACGCAUUCUCUCUCUCGGCCUGGCACCAACUUGAAUCGUUCAAGGGGCGAAUGUGAUGGCAAAGUGGAAGCACCAUCUCCCCCGCUGCCUUCAUCACACCUUGCCACUCAGAGCCCCCCCGAGAUCUGCUCUUCUGGUGAAAUGUCACCAGAAACCAUGAUAAAAGGAGAGGUGCCUUCCUCAAGCCAGGCCGCUUACGAUGGAUUUUUAGCACUUUGGCAGUUCGAUAACUCCGAUUCGAAUACGAGUUUUUCGAGAUCGGAAGACAUGGAUGUAACCGCUGAUGGCCUGUUCCUGGAUUCAGCCCUGGGCAAGAGGCUGACCUGUGGUUUCUGCAGGAGGGUUUUCCAGUGUGCUGAAGAGCUGAAGGAGCACAUCCACGAGCAUGCUUUCUCCAUGCUUCUCCCCUUCGACUUCGACUGCUCCCGGCCUGGCCUUGCUGACAGCGUGUCCCCUGGCCAGCUCGCCCGCUUCCAGUGCUCCAAAUGCCCCGCCAGCUUCACUCUGAAAUCAAACAUGGAUCGACACGAAAAGACCAUCCACUUCAACUUCAACGAGUUCACAGUCAUCAGGAAGAAGUUCAAGUGCCCGUACUGCAGUUUUUCAGCCAUGCACCAGUGCAUCCUGAAGAGACACAUGCGGUCCCACACGGGGGAAAGGCCCUAUCCCUGUGAGAUCUGCGGGAAGAAGUUCACCCGCCGGGAGCACAUGAAGCGGCACACCUUGGUCCACAGCAAAGAUAAAAAAUACGUCUGCAAAGUGUGCAACCGAGUGUUCAUGUCCGCGGCCAGCGUGGGGAUUAAACACGGCUCGCGCCGCCACGGAGUCUGUGCCGAUUGCUCUGGCCGAGGCAUCGCGGGUCACCUGGACCACAACGGCGGGGAAGGGUCCCCAGACGAGUGCUACCCCGGGGAGGGGCAGUACAUGGAAGACCCGGAUGACAUCAAAGUGGAAGGAGACGAGGAGAUGGGAGACGACGACGACAUCAAGUGGAAGGAUGACGUAGGAAUGUCACAAGAUGACGUGAUUUUAGAUGAUGACAAAGAUGUCGACUCUCCGCAGGAGCAGGACAACUCUGGGGAGAACGACAAGGAUUUUACCUGGAUUUCUUAGGGAUAUAUAUAUUUUUUUUUUUUGGUUGGUUGGGUUUCGUUUCGCUCUGUUGUU